AUGGCAUCCACAACAGCUCUGCGUAGACUAGCCCUCGGCGCCUCUCGAUCAUCAAAAUCAUUUCACAGCUCCGCCCGUGCUUUCAUCAAAGUCGGCGACAGACUUCCCAAUGUUGAUGUUUUGGUAGAGAAUUCACCCGGCAACAAAGUCAAUUUGAGCGAGGAGAUUAAGACUGGCAAGUCUUUGAUCAUCGGAGUUCCCGCUGCUUUCAGCCCUUCAUGCUCCAACUCCCAUAUUCCCGGCUAUAUCAACCACAAGAAGCUGAAGGAUGCUGGCAAUGUUUUCGUCGUGGCUGUCAAUGAUCCUUUUGUAACCAAGGCAUGGGCUGAGUCCCUUGAUCCAAAGGAUAGCUCUGGUAUCCGCUUCCUUGGAGAUCCAACUGCCAAGUUCACCGAAGCUCUCGACUUAACCUUUGAUGGUACUGCUAUCUUUGGUGGUCCAAGAAGCAAACGCUACGCUCUUGUCCUUGAAGAUGGAAAUGUCAAGUCAAUUCAUGAAGAGCCAGACAACACCGGUCUUAACGUCUCCGCUGCCGAGAAGGUCCUCGGAUAA
Molecule: messenger RNA, 552 nt
Organism: Lachnellula hyalina
Lineage: Eukaryota; Fungi; Ascomycota; Leotiomycetes; Helotiales; Lachnaceae
Gene: PRDX5
Product: Peroxiredoxin-5, mitochondrial
Exons: 5
Coding region: 1-552 (183 amino acids)
Biological process (GO): cell redox homeostasis; cellular response to oxidative stress; hydrogen peroxide catabolic process
Cellular component (GO): mitochondrion; cytoplasm; peroxisome
Molecular function (GO): thioredoxin peroxidase activity
Source: RefSeq, a predicted model, not a curated record